CGCUCCCGCGCUUGACUCAAAAUUCUCAUGGUCAAAACAACAUUCCAACACCGCCAAAGAAAAAGAACCUAUGUAAGGUGGAAACAUCUACCUCGCCAAUUUCGCGCUAGUGGACCUCAUGGACCAGAAACUCUUGCUUAUUCUCUACCUUGAUCAAGGUCGCCACUUCCCGCGAUUGUUGUCAGAGGAUGCUCAAAUCCAGAUUUGCGCUCACUUGGAGCAAGAUCGUUUGAGCACGGCCAAUUUGGAAUGGACGGACAGGCCGUUGUUUCAAGAAGAAUUGGCUUGGCGGAUCACUUUGGGUCAACUUCAAGACUUUCGUCAAGGGCAAACUUGCAUUCACAUUGAGGCCUUUUGUAUUCAACCUUCCAAAUCCGAUCGUCAAUCUCUGGGGUUUUGUCGGAUCGAUAUUUCUCAGGCCAAACCCAACACGAUUUACCGCAAUGACGAUUCCUUAGUUGCUUACCAUUGCCAUUGGCUUAAACUGACCGUGCCCGAGUUGACAAUGGCCUCACCCGAAAAAUGUCCGCAAAUCAAGGUCGAUCUGGUUUUUGAAGAAGAGUCGCCCGAAAUCCUUGAGGUCUCGAGUGGUUUAUCCAAUCACCUCCAGCCUGUUUUGGAUGAAGAACACGGUUAUUUCAUUUUGGGCGACAAAGACCGGGCUACUGACGUAUUCUACUUCGUUUAUCGCUUUAUUGUGGGCUUGAACUUAGCUAAAGCUAUUCCCAAAGAUGUAGUUUUGCCCGAUAAUCCUCGGUUUCACUUUUUCUUCGAUUUUUUCGGGGCGGACGUCCAGUCUAACUACUUUUUCAACCUCAAGCAAACCGAAAUAGACUCGGAAAUUGCCCGGGCCAAGUUCAAGACCAACCCAGAGGACUUGGCAUUGUACUUCAAUGAAAUGGUCCGGCCUUUGAAGGUCUUCCUCUUAUGCGGAGAACAGUGCUUGGCUAAGGUCAAGAUUCAUUUCCCGAAUUUCCUCCAUGUGAACGCCUCAACAAUUCGACAAUCACCGAAAAAAGUGGAAAGUCUGGUCUUUUUUGGGUCCAAAAAUGUGAAGAAAAGCCGAUCAUCCACCUCCAAAACUGAGGAACCUUUACUAGGGAUCGGUUUGGAACUCAUUCAUGGUGACACAUUAGAACAGGAAGUCAUCGUAGACAAAGAAAUUGUCGAUUUAACCGGGAAAGAGGAAGGAGAUGUAGACGAAGAAAUUUCAGUGAUGAAAACGCCUUCUCCCAGACCGAAAAUUACACCAAGUGUAUUCGAAGACGCCGAUCCGUCUUCUCAAACUGGAUUCAAACGUAAACUAGAAGAAACAGUGUCAGAAUUGGAGCUUUGGAAACUCCAGCAAAAGCGCAAGUUUCAAGAUCAGUUGAAAGAAGUCGAAGCUCAUCAUAAUGAGGUUUUUGCUGGUGAGUGGCGGAAACGGGAAGAACAGCGUGAGAGUGUUUUUCAAGAAAAAUUUCACGAGAUUUCACAGUUGGCAGAGCGUCUCAAGAAAGCUCUAGCUCAAGUGGAGCAACGUGAGAAAGAUGUGAUUACCAAAGAAAGCGAAAUCUUGAAGAAGGAGAAGAUCCUAGAGGUCCGAGAAACUCAAGUUAAUCAGCAAAAGAAGGCGGUGAGUCAGGAUUGGAAGACGAAAUGUGAAUCCUUGGAGACUGAGAAUAACAGCUUAAAGGAAAAGCUGGCCCAACUAGAGCGUGAAAACGGCAAUCUAAAGGCCAAUGAGGUCAAAUCUAAAGCCAUUGGAGAGAGAAACAAAACCUUGGAAGACGUGAAGCAUAAACUUGAGACUGAAAAUAAUAUUUUGAAGCGAGAUAUUCAAAGACUCGCGCAGAGCAAAGAAAGUUACAAGAAGGCUUGGGAAAAGGCCGAAGAUGAGGUUAAAGCUGUCAAAUCUCUGCAGGAGCGUCAAAUUUUGGAUGAAUUAAAAGAAGCUCGAAACGAGAUUCAGCGUCUUCGUAAUCCCCCUCGUCCGACCUUAAUCGAAUUGCCAAGUCCACAAGCAAGUCCAAAGCAAACGAGCAAAGUACAAGAAAUUCCGCAAAAAGAGGACGAAUGUCCUUUCAAUCCACCCAAAACAACAGAACGGGAUUCUUCGUCCGCAGCGGGAUCCGAAUUAUUUCGAUUGAGAGAGAAUCGACGCAUUUUGCUCAAAACGGGGAACUAUUCAGAAGACUCUGAGGCUAUCAAGUCGCUUGAUGCCAGUAUUGCCAGGAUCAUGUCGUCUUCCCAAGCCGAAAAGCAACCAGAACAAUUAUAGUACGAAUGAUCAGCACUUGAAUAUUUGUUAAAGGUCAAUUGUUAAAAUUUCCAAAUAGUCAAUGGAAUAGCUUCCAAGUUGCGAAAUAAAUUUCAAAACUCAA
This is a messenger RNA of Tigriopus californicus, 2363 nucleotides long. RefSeq names its product centrosomal protein of 120 kDa-like. The coding region runs from base 119 to 2260 and encodes 713 amino acids. Lineage: Eukaryota; Metazoa; Arthropoda; Copepoda; Harpacticoida; Harpacticidae. The transcript has 6 exons. The record is from RefSeq and is a predicted model, not a curated record. Gene Ontology annotation, biological process: centrosome cycle; positive regulation of centriole elongation; interkinetic nuclear migration. Gene Ontology annotation, cellular component: centriole; centrosome.